Molecule: messenger RNA, 903 nt
Organism: Neospora caninum
Lineage: Eukaryota; Apicomplexa; Conoidasida; Eucoccidiorida; Sarcocystidae
Exons: 5
Coding region: 1-903 (300 amino acids)
Source: RefSeq, a predicted model, not a curated record
AUGGGAAUAUCGAAUAUAUUUUUCCUGUUUCUAGUUUGUGGGGUCACGGCUAGAGCGUACCGAGUUCUCCCGGGGCACCAAGCGCCUGCUGAUGCACAACUUCUGGAGUCUCCGCUUUAUGGCCCCCUGUCAGGGGUGGCAUUCCACUUAAUCAUGAUUUCUGUGAGCGUUCCUCGAGCGCAGAGACAAGCCUUAAACGACGAAGCCCUUACGAAACUACUCGACUCAUUUGAAACCCGGACGAAUAGGCUCAAACCCCUGCUGGAAAAUGUGUUCGUGCUGCUGUCGAAGAAAAGUCCUGCAAGAAGUGACAUUGAAAUGCUGCAAACGGACUUUGACGCCAUACAAAGCAUAUUUUCACAGGACAACAAGUCACCGCAAGGGCUUUGUGGUUCGCUCUUGCUCCAUGUGCGUGAGGGAUUGCAAGAAGCUGCAGGAUUGCACUCUGCGGGCGUCAGUCGUUUGGAAUCCAUUCCCUCAGUGAUCACAGAUUUCAUUACUGCUGAUUACCUCCCGGGCGCCGAACGAGUUUAUAACCUGAACAGAAAGCUAAACGACUUUGACUAUGGGAAACCACAUGAUGAUUCUUUUUCCGACAAGUUGUACUCUGACUGGCAGAAGGCACACACUGGGAUUCAGCGCUCAGGGGAAAAGAUCCUGGCCCUGAUCGCCAAAGUGAAGAAUUCCAUCCCUCGGAUACCAGCACCAGAUGAGCAGGAACGACUUGCAGCGGCAUCCUAUUUUAUGCCAAAAACCCAGAACUGGCAGACCCUACAAUACAGGCUGAACGAAGCAGAGAAAAUGGCUACCGAGGUUGUCCACAACAUGCGGCCUACCAAGCCAAAGCCUGGAAAAGUGGUACAACUGAAUUUGGCUGAGGUAAUCUUUGCGUUCUGUGUAUAG